GUUUAGAUUUUGCAAAUUUAAACGAUAGCCGUGUCUCCCGCUCACUCUCAUUCACUCAGUCUUACGACUCCGCUUUUAUUAUUAUCUCGCUUUCACUCUUUUCUUCUUCUUCCAUCUCCACACACUACCUUCCUUGAGGGAAGGAAAAAUGAAUAAAGAAAAUGUGGAGAAUGUUAGGGUGACUCGAGCAAGGGCUAGAGCCAUGAAAGCCUCUUCAACAAAGGAACCAGCUAUGGUUGGACUAAGGGAUGUGACUAACAUUUCAACAAAAUCAUCGCACAAUAAUAAGCGUCUUCAUACGUCAAAUUUGCAGAAGAAUGAGGUUUGUAAGAAGAGAAAGACCAAGGUAACUUCAGAAGAUAAUGCCUACUUACAAGUUUUGACAACCAAAGAGAAUGCUCAGACGGAGUUGGCUAAAGAUUCUUCAACAUCAGCAAUAACAAUGAAAGAUUCACUGCAACUGAAAGUUCAACCUUAUCUGGUUGUUCCCAUGCUUUCAAUGCAGGACUCUGUCAAGUCUCCAAUUGAAGAUAUAAAUCUGAUAUGUGAGAAACUAAGAACCUCAGUUGGCUUUGGAGUUGUAGACAUUGAUUCGGAGGCAAAGGAUUCUCUUGUUUGGACUUCUUAUGCCCCUGAUAUAUACUAUAAUAUUCAUGUCAGAGAGUGUGAAAGGAGGGCACUAGCCGAUUACAUGGAAAAGGUGCAGCGGGAUAUCACUCCAACCAUGCGGGGAAUUCUGGUCGAUUGGCUUGUGGAGGUUUCUGAUGAAUAUAAACUAGUUCCAGACACACUCUACCUUACAGUGAAUCUCAUUGAUCGAUUCCUUUCCUGUCACGUGAUUACAAGGCAGAGGCUCCAGUUGCUUGGUGUUACUUGCAUGCUGAUUUCAUCUAAGUAUGAAGAGAUCUGUGCUCCCCGACUAGAAGAAUUUGUCACCAUCACAGAUAAUACAUACUCGAAAAAAGAGAUGUUGAAAAUGGAGAAAGAGGUACUGAAUGUUCUGCAGUUCCAAUUAUCUGUUCCUACAAUCAAAACAUUUCUCAGGAGGUUCAUCCAAGCAGCACAAUCUUCUUACAAGGCUGCUUAUCCUGAACUGGAAUUCAUGGCAAAUUAUUUAGCAGAGCUUACACUUGUUGAAUACAGCUUCUUGCAGUUUCGACCUUCCAAGAUAGCUGCAUCUGCAGUUUUUCUCGCCAGAUGGACCCUCGGCCAGUCAGAACAUCCAUGGAAUCCGACUCUUGAGCACUAUACAAACUACAAAGCAUCAGAGCUUAAAACCACUGUCCUUGCACUGCUCGAUUUGCAACUUAAUAAUACCAAAGGCUGUGGUCUGAAUGGUGUCCGCGACAAAUAUAAACAACAGACGUUCAAGAGUGUGGCAAGUUUUUCUCCGAAACCGGUGGAACCUCUUUUCUAGGCUCAACUGUAUAAGUUAAAGAAUAAAGAAUGACUUUAGGAAAUUUCUGAAUAAAUAUAUACUGAAGGUGAGAUUAUAUCUGAUUGUUACAACUAUUUUGUAAUCAAAUUUUGAUGCUAUUCAUUUCCAAUUACGGUCUAUUCUAUUCCGUAGUUGUGACUUGUAGAGGAUGGUACCAAUCUCUGGUGCUUCUUGAUCUCCUUGUAGUGAAUGAUACAAUGACAGUAGGGAAUUGUAUUAAUAAUAAUGUUACUAUUGUAUUGUAACAAACAUUCUUAUUUAUAUUACAAUAAUAAACAAUUAUCUUACAUAUUGUUGUCGCGAAUAAACAAUUGUCUGUCAUAUUGUUAUAGCAGUUUGAUUUCUUAUCGUUAUUCACCAGAGACACUAUAUUUGCUUUGAACUAGACAUAUUCGCAAAUAUUGUCUUCAAAGCAAACAUGAUUUCAUAAGUGGAUAUUUCUAAUGGAUUCCAGUUUUCGUCUAUCUCUAUAAAACAAACUCAGGUAGUUGUUAAACAGGCUCUCAGGUUAGUACUUGUAUUUAAUGGAGAGCAACUGAGGAUUAUAAUGUAAGAAGGUACAUACACAGAAAGAAGGAAGAUACUACAAACAAGCUUCUUAUACAUAUAUUCGUUCGUUUGAUCCACAAUAUCUGCUUGAUCCUUCUCAACGCUGUCCAUUUCGAAAAAUUACAUACCAUAGUAAUCAAAACAGUGUCACAAACAACAUCUUGCUGCCAGAAGUAACACCAUAGCAUCCAAAACCGAAAUGCCUCCUUGCGAUUCUCGAGGAUUCCAUAGCUAGCAUGCAGUUUAUGUCAUCAAAGGAGACACUAAAACAGCAGUAUUUCCAAUUACAGGC
Molecule: messenger RNA, 2279 nt
Organism: Lathyrus oleraceus (garden pea)
Lineage: Eukaryota; Viridiplantae; Streptophyta; Magnoliopsida; Fabales; Fabaceae
Product: cyclin-A2-2
Exons: 12
Coding region: 149-1417 (422 amino acids)
Biological process (GO): mitotic cell cycle phase transition
Molecular function (GO): cyclin-dependent protein serine/threonine kinase regulator activity
Source: RefSeq, a predicted model, not a curated record